Molecule: messenger RNA, 2979 nt
Organism: Ostreococcus tauri
Lineage: Eukaryota; Viridiplantae; Chlorophyta; Mamiellophyceae; Mamiellales; Bathycoccaceae
Product: Peptidase M12B, ADAM/reprolysin
Exons: 1
Coding region: 1-2979 (992 amino acids)
Biological process (GO): proteolysis
Molecular function (GO): metalloendopeptidase activity
Source: RefSeq, a predicted model, not a curated record
AUGGGCGGUCGACGACGAUCGGUCGGCGCGCUCGCGUCCAUCGCCCUUGUGUGGGCGUGCGCGUGCGCGAUCGCGACGAACGCGAGCACGAUCAUCGAGAACGCGGUGGCUGUGAAGCUUGAAAACGUGCGUUCGCUCGACGACGGCGCGCGCGUGACGCUGCGAGCGACGACGAACGGGUCGACGUACGAGAUUGCGUUACAUCGCGACUCGGACAUCGCGGUGGACGCGAGCGUGGGGGCGUGGGACAGCGGGAAGGGAGACGUGGCGCGGGACGCGGUUGACGCGCAGGGCCUGGAGUCUUUGCGAAGAUGCUCGUACGAGGGUGAAGCCACGGACUCGAGCGGGAAGACGCUUCGGGCGUUCGGGACGGUGUGCCACGGUCGUCUGCGCGUGGUUAUUCAGCCCCACGUCGGGAACGAUCUUCUGACGAUCACGGGGGACCUGCUUGGCGAGCGCUCGGAAGCCGUUCGAGCGCAGACGCAAGGGCGCAUGCUCGGGGUGGAAGAGAUCGACGUCGCCGCGGUGACGAUCGGUGAGUCUUGGCAUCUCUCCGAUGAGCUGGCGCAGUUCGCGAACAAUGCGACGGACGGUUUUGUGAUAUCUCCGGACCAGCCCAUUGCCUACGUGGACGACGCCGGCGCCGUGAACGCGAGUUCUGGCGUGCACUCCAGGAAGCUUUUGCAGUCCUCCGUCGCGUACGUCGAACUUGUGUUCUGGGGAGCGAAGGACUUCAUGAACGUGUUCGAUUACGAUGUCAACGCGUUUAUAGAGGAGAGUCUCUUGCAACUCAAGGUGGUACAAAACGUGUAUGACCAGACCAGUGGCAUGAAUCCACCGCUGAAGUUUGUGGUUAAGCAGUUUUUGUACACGGCUCAAGGCUCGAGCGAUCCUUGGGGCGUGUAUGCGAGCACAGAUUUGGGAAAUAUGCUAAGCGCCGCACAAGCGUGGAGCGAACGGCGACCUGAUGCGCUAAGCUUCUCCACUUGGGACUCUGUCAUCAUCACGACAAACCGCGAUUUGACUUUUUUUGGCGCCACUGGCAUGGCGACCGUUGGCUCUAUAUGCACUCUUCGGAGCGUCAGUACGAACGCCGUCACGAAGGGUCAAUAUGUUGUUGGCGGCAACACUAUCGCUCACGAGUUUGCUCACGUUCUUGGGAUAAUGCACGAUGGGGAUGCAGGUGCGGGCACGUCAUCGUGCAGCGGCAACUUCAUCAUGUCAUCCGCUCAAAGUGACGCAGAAAGUUUAUCACCCUGUUCGGUCGAACAGUACAACUCCGGUACGUUUCGAUGGGGUGGCCUCGUUUAUACUGUCGAUAAAUCCUGCUUGACUACGACCACGGAGACGUUCUGUGGAAACGGUAUCCGUGAGAAGGGUGAACAGUGCGACUGCUACGGUAACGACUGCGCCAUUGUUGAUCCCGCGUGUCAUGGAUCGAACUGUACGUUGGUGUCUGGUGCGGUUUGCUCGGUGCUACACGACAAGUGCUGCAAUAUUAACGGAACCGCCGCGGCUGCAUCUGGGACGGUCUGUCGCGCCGCCACUGACGCAAGCUUCAACAUUCCAUGUGAUGUUGAGGAAGUUUGCGACGGGAGUAGUUUUGCGUGUCCAGCAGAUAGCGCAGCGCCGAAUGGCAAGAAGUGCGAAGAUGCUCAGGGCGACGUUGGCGCCUGUUUUGAUGGCGUGUGCGAGAAUCGAGAUAAGGGCUGCAAAGUGAAAGGAUAUUACGGCGGCAAGUGGUGCAGCGCAGCGUGCGCGAGCUCCGUGUCCGGCUAUACCGCUGCGCCCUUUCAUAUAUUCGAUGAAUACACGUGCAGAGAAAGUCUGUGGUGUGCAGCGGGUCGGGACUCGUGCGAUGCUGGUCUCUACUUGUGGAAUGAUGUCAUGAGCAGGAGAGACGGCUUUCCAUGUUCGAAUGCGAACUUGGCUGGUACUUUCCCAAAAGUGUGCUACAACGGCGCGUGCACGCUGCUUAGUAGCGUACCCAGCUCAGAGUUACCGACGGCGCCACCGGUCUCGUCCCCGCCGCCGUCGCCACCACCUUCACCACCGCCGCCUUCACCGCCGCCUUCACCGCCUCCGCCGCCAUCACCACCACCAGGUACCAAGGCGCCUCCGCCGUCGCCUCCGCCUCCGUCACCACCACCGCCGUCGCCGCCGCCGCCGCCGGUGGUAGUCGUGCCGUCAUCGCCUCCGCUGAUUCUGGUAAACGAUAUGUACCCCCCACCGCCCGUGAUGUCCGCUGGUGAUGAUGUUGCAACCGCGGGAGAGGUUGAAUACGUGCGAACGAGCUGUAAGUUGACUGGUUACAGCAGGUCCGAUUUCCCUGCUCAACUUCCCGCGUUCAAGCGAGGCUUGGUGAAUUAUUUGGGUCUCACCGCUGGGAUCGACGGCGUGACGUUUCUUGACGCCACCGAUACUCGACGACGUAAGUUACUCAACGCGGCCACCGUGCGUGUCAAGCUGUUGCUGACUCAGUCGGACUCAUCGUCCGCCAUCAUCAGCGCUUUAAACACGAGCUCCCCCACGACGGCGGAUGCGAUGCGGGCAAGCUUGAAUGCGACGAUGCCGAAUUUAUCCGAAGUUUCCGUCACGGAGGCAACGGUGAUCGUCGCCGCCGUCGAUGAAACGUAUAAACCAUCCAAAGAAGAGGACGAGGCGAACACGUUUGGCUACUACUUCCUCAUCGCUUUGGUCGUCAUCUUCCUUAUGUCGCCACUGGUGAUGUUUCUCCUCGGGCUUUGGUACGGCCCGUCGAGCAAGUUGGGUCGCGUCGUGCUCGUCUUCAUUGGUGAGGAGAAAUUUGCCACCUUUCAGAAGAUGCUCUGUUUUCAGCGGACUGCGCAACAGGCUCGCGGUCCAAAGGUCAUGCAUAUGAUACCGCGCCGACGUGAGGCGCCGAAGUUCCAUCUUCCUUUCACGAAUGCGCGACCGCCGCCGCCGCCCAAGCGCGGCUUUUUCGGCCGCCAAACGUGA